AUGUCCGAGGCAUUUGGAAGUCGCACGGUGCUGUAUGUACACGAGCUGUUGCAUUCACCCACAGCCGAUGAAAUGAUGGUGUAUACACACAAUUUAUUUGCACGUAUGGGGCUUCCCGAGCCAUAUCCAGACGCUGAACGGCUCGCCAUUGCUUUACUGACUGGCAUCUUUACGUUACUCGCCUAUUUUGUGCUCUUUGGCAAACGUCAUCGUCAAAGGAGACGAGUGCUUCAGGUGGAAUUGGAUAAAGCGUACAAGAAAGUGCAAGUUCUGCAAGAUCGAAUGGCUCAGAUGGAGGUAGAGGAGCGUGAUGUGCCGCCAAAGGAACAGAUUCGGAUCUGGAUGGAUGGGGCUUUUGAUAUGAUGCAUUAUGGACAUAUGAAUGCAUUUCGUCAAGCGAGAUCCCUUGGAACGUACUUAGUAGUGGGUGUCAAUGAUGAUGAAUCGAUUACGGCUUGUAAAGGUGCCCCUCCUGUACUGAAUAACGACGAACGUAUUGCAUCCGUUGAAGGCUGCAAGUUUGUAGAUGAGGUUGAACCUCAUUGUCCUUACAUUAUGAAUGAAGAUUACUUGCAACGGAUGAUUAUAAAACAUCGUAUUGAUUACGUCGUACAUGGAGAUGAUCCGUGUAUUGUCGAUGGCAAAGAUGUGUACGAGUCAGCGCAAAAACUUGGUAAGUACCGAACGAUUCCACGUACGGAAGGUGUAUCGACCAGUGAUAUUCUUGGACGGAUGCUUGUGAUGCACAAGACUCAUCACACACACGAUCACUUUGCUGUCAAUGGCCAGCUGUCGUCGCGGAUGCUGCAGGACAAGAAGGUCAAGGAACGUCAGUCUAAGUUUUUGACGACGAACCGCAUGCUGCGUCUCUUUUCGGUGGGCAAUCACGAGCCGUUGAAGACGGACAAGAUCGUGUACAUUGAUGGCGCAUUUGAUAUGUUCCACGCUGGUCACGUCGCGAUUCUACGUCUCGCCAAGGAGCAAGGCUCGUAUCUGAUUGUAGGUGUGCAUAACGACAGCGUAGUAAACGCUCAUCGUGGCCUCAACUACCCGAUCAUGAACCUGCACGAGCGCGUACUUAGUGUCCUGGGCUGCAAAUACGUUGACGACGUUUUGAUUGACGCACCGUUGCAUGUUACGCCCGAAAUGGUGGCGUCAUUGAGCAUUUCCGUCGUCGUGCAUGGCACACACCGCGACCGAAACCGCUUGCCCGAGCACUCGGUCGAAGAGCACUAUGAGUACGCGCGCAAGGCUGGCAUUCUCAAGUUGAUUGAGAGCCCCAUCAAGCUGGACGUGCACGACAUUGUGACUCGUAUUAACGGCAACCGUGAAAGCUUUGAGAAGAAGUUUGUGAGCAAGAUGAAGUCCGAAGAAGAAUACUAUGCGGAUCGCGCCUUCCUUCUACCUCGAUCUGCUCGCGUGCUUCCUCGCCAGCAACUCGCCGCUCUCUUUCAAAGACAAAACUUUCGAGUCUGUCGUGACUACAAGCGUGUCGCUCAUCGGCAGUCUGCCCCCCGAUCAAAUCUCUCUUUAGCGCUACUCUCGCUCUCUGCACUUGCGUUAAGCUCUGCAUCUUGCACUUCUAAGCUUCCAAUGGAGUCCGCCAAUGCUGUAAAGGCAGAGGAGCUGUACAAUGACAAUACUUUUGACCGUCGCGAGUUGCUCGCUUUGCUUCAAGAGAUGCACGCGUCUCAACCAGACGAUAUCGGUGUGAUCUGGCGCCUCACUCGUGCUGCUUACGACGUAUCAAAUCUACAAGCCACGAGUGAAGAUGAAGAGAAGGAGCUUAUGUACUAUGCCCAAGACAUUAUUCAGAAAGGUUUGGACCUUACAGAAGACGUGGCAGCUGUGCACAAUUGGUACGGCAUCAUUCUGUCAUCUAUCGGUGACUAUGAAGGUUCCAAGGUCUCAAUUGCCAAUUCAUCCGUCAUCAAAAGUCAUUGGGAAAAGGCCGUGGAGCUCAAUCCUCAUAACCCGACGACGUACUAUCUACUAGGACGUUGGUGUAUCGCCAUUGCCGAUCUCUCAUGGCUCGAGCGCAAGGCUGCUGCUGUUUUAUUUGGAACACCGCCCACGUCUUCCUACGAUGAAGCGUUGACUUUUUUGCACAAGUCGGAAGAAUUGGCUCCUGACAGCUGGAAAAAGCGCUCCUUGCUCAUUGCCCAAGUCUAUCAGAAGAAAAAGGACUAUCGAAAGGCCAAGGAAUGGGUCCAGAAGGCUCUGGCGAUCGCUAUUAGUAGUGAAGAGGAUGAAAUUGCCCAUGAAGAAGCCCAGACGUUGCUCACGAAGCUCUAG
Molecule: messenger RNA, 2295 nt
Organism: Peronospora farinosa
Lineage: Eukaryota; Oomycota; Peronosporomycetes; Peronosporales; Peronosporaceae
Source: the annotation of a GenBank genome assembly